GUUCGACUUCCCGUUGUUCAAUAUAAACAAACUGUACUUAAGUUGUAAGACAUGUGCAUCAUAAGAACUUCGCUAAAAUAUUGUAAAAAAUCUAAUAAUUUAUUUCAAUUAAAUGUUUAAUAGUAGUUUUUAUUUUGACGAGACGAUUUUUAAGAAAGUGCUUCAGUAUUAUUCUAAAAAUUCAGAAAAUCUUACAAAAAUGAAUCAAGUAUUUUUGAGUUCACGUACAUGUCGGCUGCAGGUAAGAUGUUCACUCUGUAAACGAGUGUUCUGCUGCCUUAAACACAGGCACGAUCACGAGCGCCGGGACCAUGCGAUGGUGUCAGUUACCCCGGUCAUGUUGAUCCGACGCCGAUUUCGAGCCGUAGCUCCUGUCACCAAAAAACUGCAAGCCGCCAGUGUGGCUGCUGUAUUAUCGACCAACAGCCGCAAGAGACACCGAACACCGGUUGACGAGAACGAACGGCCAUCUAUGGUCGACAGUGGUGUCCGUCUGAAAGAAACGCCCGUUCGGCGAAACGUAUUGAGAGCAUAUCGGCCCAGCUUGGCCAGCGUCAAAGAUCUGCUCCUGCGUCCUGUAGCCGAAAGUAGUCCGACAAUCCCGUACACACCUUACACGAGUACUUCGCAAGGAAGUUCUACUGAAAACGUUGAAGGGGCGGCCACUCCCGCCGCUUCACUAGUAGAUAGCCCCAGUUUUUAUCAUACUCCUAUGCAACAAACACCCAAUCAUCCAGUUAUGUCGGACGGAACGCCUGCCAGUCAAAAAGCUAAAAAACGAGUGUCAUUUUGUCCAGAAUCGUCUGCUAAAGGAUUCUUCUGGUCUAAUGUAGCCCGUCGUGUUCGUAUGGCCCUGCGACCGGCAAAGCCAAAAAGCAUAGAGAAGAGUCCUUCGCCAACAAUCAACUGUGUAGAUACCGUUCGGUAUUAUAAUAACAUUCAACCAAGACGUCCCAUUAACGAGGAUGUCAUAUUGCCCGAAGUUGAACCACGGCCACCGUUAGAAGCCAUUAGGAAGGCUCAUGAGGCAGCCGUUAAAGCUACAUUGAGCACUAGUACAGAAUCUUAAUAGUUUGAAAUGGUUUUUUACAAAUUAUAAUUACAUUUUGAAAUUAAUAGGCAUUUUAAAAAAUGUUAAUUAAGAAAAAAUUUAUUUACUUUUUUAAAAUAGUUAAGUUAUAAUAAUUUAUGAUUACUUUAUUUAUUAACAACAAAUUUAUUAUUGUAUAUUGUAUGUUUAAAUGUUAGGUAGUGAAUUAUUUAUAAUGAUUAAGAAGCAAUAAUAUUUUAUGUAUAUGUACAAAUAUUUCAAUUUAAAUUAACUAUUUCAAUGAAAAAAAAUAUACAAUUGAGUACGUCAUAUUUAUAUCGAGAUUUACAAGAUG
Daktulosphaira vitifoliae (grape phylloxera) is the source of this 1385-nucleotide messenger RNA. RefSeq lists its product as uncharacterized. The transcript is spliced from 3 exons. The coding region runs from base 113 to 1069 and encodes 318 amino acids. NCBI's taxonomy places the organism in Eukaryota, Metazoa, Arthropoda, Insecta, Hemiptera, Phylloxeridae. The record is from RefSeq and is a predicted model, not a curated record.